Messenger RNA from Sparassis crispa, 1584 nucleotides. RefSeq lists its product with no specific name. Gene Ontology annotation, molecular function: aspartic-type endopeptidase activity. The record is from RefSeq and is a predicted model, not a curated record. NCBI's taxonomy places the organism in Eukaryota, Fungi, Basidiomycota, Agaricomycetes, Polyporales, Sparassidaceae. Gene Ontology annotation, biological process: proteolysis. Bases 1 to 1584 code for a protein of 527 amino acids. The transcript has 12 exons.
AUGCGUCUCCAUUCUUUGAUCACUGGUUUAAAUUUCUAUGAAAUCCAGCUCCUCUCUCUACUUGUGCAUAAUACAUAUCAUCUGUCGAGAAUCGCCCGCUUGAAGUACUACUCGCGCUGGUCGCGGCUUCGCUCGUUUCUGGAUGUGUACGUCAAGCUGGUCUCAAAUGAGGGAGGAAGUGUUAACAGAACAGGAGUUGUCAUCCCUUUUCUACGCCAGGCUGAUGUACCACGAGACAUGCAAGAAAUAUUGGCUGGAUCCGUUGGUUUGGGAGAUUACGCCGACUUUUACUACACCGUUUCAGUGCAAAUAGGCACUACGACAACUGCACUGGACCUGGACACAGGUUCCAGCGAUUUGUGGGUCAUAUCAGAGGCGUGUCAUACGAAGACCUGCCGAAGCUCGACCUCUCCUGCAUACUCUACGUCGCUGUUUGAACCCCUCGGUCCAAGUAUGAACAUCUCGUACGGUGACUCCAAAACCAGUACCUACGCUGCGGGCCCCGUCGGUCUUGACACAGUCUCUGUGGCGGGAAUUUCCAUGUCUGAACAACCUUUCGCGGCGAUCAACAGAACGAACAAUGCUGCGGUGUCUAAUGGAGCGGCUGGUUUGUUUGGGCUUGGUUUUCCUUCGGAGAGCUCCAUUCAGUCUUCUGUCAUUAACGCGAAGUUUAAUUCACCUGCUACGACUGAUACCUUGAUAUCCAACAUAGGGAAAUACGGGCCAUUUGUAUCUCGAUUAGUGAUGUCUGGUGUUAUUGACCAGCCCAUGUUUGCGAUCACUCUGCAACGUGAUACUGUUGACGUGAGUGGGCACGGUGCAAUUACGAUCGGUCAAUUGCCAAUUGGAGUGGACAACUCUUCUAUCACAUGGGUCCCAGUUCGUCUUUAUGCUCCUCGUGAUGGCGGUAUAAAACCCCCGACAUUCGCAGUCCACGAAGUCUAUCCCCUUCGCUGGGAAGCGCCCUUGGACGGCGUCUUCCUUGACGGUGUGCAACUUCCAGCUUCUGCUGUGCAGCCUGACGGUGUUUCUUCAUCGUCUACAUCCGCGCUCAUUGACACUGGAAACUCACUCAUUCGCGGUCCCAGUGAUGUCGUCACGAACAUCCUGUCCACCGUAUCCCCGGCAUACGCAUCGAAUCUCCAUUCGAAGGCGACGUUCCCGUGCACAACCCCGCAUACACUCGCCUUCAAGAUCGGCGGCAACAUGUUCUCCGUCGACCCGCGUGACUUCGUCGCACAGAACAAGUACGGAGACGCCAAGAUGUGCGUGGCGAGCAGGGUGGUUUCGACGGAUCCUCCCAGGUACGGCUCCCUUUUUAGCUGGAGCCUCGGAGUUCCAUUCUUGAAGUCGAACCUUGUGGUAUUCUACUACGGUAACUUGACGCAUCCCUCUGUUGAUCCCCCUCGCAUCGGAUUCGUGUCGAGGGUACCGGGCGAUGCGCCCACCUUACUCGAAGAGGCUGUUGAUAGGGCCCAACAACACAGCGGCAUUUUCUCGAGUACCCGGGAAGCGGCACCUACUGCGACCACGGAAAUUGGCGCUGUCGUCUUCUGCGUCCAGUACGCGCCAGAGCAUGUUUAG